Molecule: messenger RNA, 4427 nt
Organism: Scomber japonicus (chub mackerel)
Lineage: Eukaryota; Metazoa; Chordata; Actinopteri; Scombriformes; Scombridae
Product: titin-like
Exons: 19
Coding region: 185-4366 (1393 amino acids)
Source: RefSeq, a predicted model, not a curated record
GAGAGGAGCAGAGGAGCGAGGACAGAAGAGAGGAGCAGAGGAGCGAGGACAGAAGAGAGGAGCAGAGGAGAGAGGACAGAAGAGAGGAGCAGAGGAGCCAGGACAGAAGAGAGGAGCAAAGGAGCGAGGACAGAAGAGAGGAGCAGAGGAGCGAGGACAGAAGAGAGGAGCAGAGGAACAGGAAAUGAAUGAAUCAAAGAGGAAGAAGCUUCCUCCCAACAGAGAUGAGCAGAACACAGAUGAGGAGAGUGGAGCAGAGGAGUUUGAAUGGGAGUCAGGAGCAGAGGAGCCGGAAGAGGAGAGAGAUGCUUCAACAUCGUCCUAUGAUGCUGCAUAUUCAUCUUCCAGCAGAAAUUAUCCUCCACUGUCUGGCAAAAAGCGAGCUCCUCCCUCUCCUGUGUACUCACAGUCUACAUGGCCUCCAGUCCUCCACACAGCAGAUAAACACAGACUGAACAAUAUACAAGAAAACCAAGAAGGGAUCAAGUCUGAGUCUGGAGGACGAGAUCAGCAGCAGAUGGCCUCCAAGAAUAACUACAAAUACUACAUACUGGCUCUGAUUGUUGGUGUUGUUAUUGGUAUUGUCGUCGAUCGUCGUCUCCUCUGGCCUUCAGAGGAGGAGGCUCGGUUCAUUAAGAACCUGUCUAACGUGGAGGGAGCUGAGAUGGACAGCGUGAAGCUGAUAUGCCAAGUUUCCAAACCGAGCACCGACGUCACCUGGUCCAAAGGAGACAAGGAGCUGCCGGAUGGAGGACGCUACGACCAGAUCGUAGACGGGAAGAGGAGGAUCCUCCUCAUCCAGAACCUGAAGAUGGACGACGCUGGAGAGUACACCUGCAGGCUGAGUCCCAACAUCACAACCUCUGGAAACCUGAAGAUCACUGAACUGGCUGCUGAGUUCAUCUCCAAGCCUCACAACCAGGAAGUGGUGGAGGGCGAGAAGGCGGAGUUCACCUGCUCCAUCUCCAAGGAGAGCUACCAGGUCCGAUGGAUGAAGGACGACAAGGAGCUGGAGGACGGAGACAAGUACCAGAUAAUCAGCGACGGGAAGAGACGAAUGCUGGUCAUCAAGAACUGUGAACCUAAAGAUGAGGGAGGAUACGUGGUGAUGAUUGGACCCAACAGAGCCAGUGUCAACCUCACUGUUGAGGAUGAGGCUCGGUUCAUCAAGAACCUGUCUGACGUGGAGGGAGCUGAGAUGGACAGCGUGAAGCUGAUAUGCCACGUGUACAAACCCAGCGCUGACGUCACCUGGUUCAAAGGAGACGAGGAGCUGCCAGACGGAGGACGCUACGAUCAGAUCGUAGACAGGAAGAGGAGGAUCCUCCUCAUCCAGAACCUGAAGAUGGACGAUGCUGGAGAGUACACCUGCAGGCUGAGUCCCAACAUCACAACCUCUGGAAACCUGAAGAUCACUGAACUGGCUGCUGAGUUCAUCUCCAAGCCUCACAACCAGGAAGUGGUGGAGAGCGAGAAGGCGGAGUUCACCUGCUCCAUCUCCAAGGAGAGCUACCAGGUCCGAUGGAUGAAGGACGACAAGGAGCUGGAGGACGGAGACAAGUACCAGAUAAUCAGCGACGGGAAGAGACGAAUGCUGGUCAUCAAGGACUGUGAACCUAAAGAUGAGGGAGGAUACGUGGUGAUGAUUGGACCCAACAGAGCCAGUGUCAACCUCACUGUUGAGAAGGAGGCUCGGUUCAUUAAGAACCUGUCUAACGUGGAGGGAGCUGAGAUGGACAGCGUGAAGCUGAUAUGCCACGUUUACAAACCCAGCGCUGACGUCACCUGGUUCAAAGGAGACGAGGAGCUGCCAGACGGAGGACGCUACGAUCAGAUCGUAGACGGGAAGAGGAGGAUCCUCCUCAUCCAGAACCUGAAGAUGGACGAUGCUGGAGAGUACACCUGCAGGCUGAGUCCCAGCAUCACAACCUCUGGAAACCUGAAGAUCACUGAACUGGCUGCUGAGUUAAUCUACAAGCCUCACAACCAGGAAGUGGUGGAGGGCAAGAAGGCGGAGUUCACCUGCUCCAUCUCCAAGGAGAGCUACCAGGUCCGAUGGAUGAAGGACGACAAGGAGCUGGAGGACGGAGACAAGUACCAGAUAAUCAGCGACGGGAAGAGACGAAUGCUGGUCAUCAAGGACUGUGAACCUAAAGAUGAGGGAGGAUACGUGGUGAUGAUUGGACCCAACAGAGCCAGUGUCAACCUCACUGUUGAGAAGGAGGCUCGGUUCAUUAAGAACCUGUCUAACGUGGAGGGAGCUGAGAUGGACAGCGUGAAGCUGAUAUGCCACGUUUACAAACCCAGCGCUGACGUCCGCUGGUUCAAAGGAGACGAGGAGCUGCCCGAUGGUGGAAGCUACGAGCAGAUCGUAGACGGGAAGAGGAGGAUCCUCCUCAUCCAGAACCUGAAGAUGGACGAUGCUGGAGAGUACACCUGCAGGCUGAGUCCCAGCAUCACAACCUCUGGAAACCUGAAGAUCACUGAACUGGCUGCUGAGUUAAUCUACAAGCCUCACAACCAGGAAGUGGUGGAGGGCGAGAAGGCGGAGUUCACCUGCUCCAUCUCCAAGGAGAGCUACCAGGUCCGAUGGAUGAAGGACGACAAGGAGCUGGAGGACGGAGACAAGUACCAGAUAAUCAGCGACGGGAAGAGACGAAUGCUGGUCAUCAAGGACUGUGAACCUAAAGAUGAGGGAGGAUACGUGGUGAUGAUUGGACCCAACAGAGCCAGUGUCAACCUCACUGUUGAGAAGGAGGCUCGGUUCAUUAAGAACCUGUCUAACGUGGAGGGAGCUGAGAUGGACAGCGUGAAGCUGAUAUGCCACGUUUACAAACCCAGCGCUGACGUCACCUGGUUCAAAGGAGACGAGAAGCUGCCAGACGGAGGACGCUACGAUCAGAUCGUAGACGGGAAGAGGAGGAUCCUCCUCAUCCAGAACCUGAAGAUGGACGAUGCUGGAGAGUACACCUGCAGGCUGAGUCCCAACAUCACAACCUCUGGAAACCUGAAGAUCACUGAACUGGCUGCUGAGUUAAUCUACAAGCCUCACAACCAGGAAGUGGUGGAGGGCGAGAAGGCGGAGUUCACCUGCUCCAUCUCCAAGGAGAGCUACCAGGUCCGAUGGAUGAAGGACGACAAGGAGCUGGAGGACGGAGACAAGUACCAGAUAAUCAGCGACGGGAAGAGACGAAUGCUGGUCAUCAAGGACUGUGAACCUAAAGAUGAGGGAGGAUACGUGGUGAUGAUUGGACCCAACAGAGCCAGUGUCAACCUCACUGUUGAGAAGGAGGCUCGGUUCAUUAAGAACCUGUCUAACGUGGAGGGAGCUGAGAUGGACAGCGUGAAGCUGAUAUGCCACGUUUACAAACCCAGCGCUGACGUCCGCUGGUUCAAAGGAGACGAGGAGCUGCCCGAUGGUGGAAGCUACGAGCAGAUCGUAGACGGGAAGAGGAGGAUCCUCCUCAUCCAGAACCUGAAGAUGGACGAUGCUGGAGAGUACACCUGCAGGCUGAGUCCCAGCAUCACAACCUCUGGAAACCUGAAGAUCACUGAACUGGCUGCUGAGUUCAUCUCCAAGCCUCACAACCAGGAAGUGGUAGAGGGCGAGAAGGCGGAGUUCACCUGCUCCAUCUCCAAGGAGAGCUACCAGGUCCGAUGGAUGAAGGACGACAAGGAGCUGGAGGACGGAGACAAGUACCAGAUAAUCAGCGACAGGAAGAGACGAAUGCUGGUCAUCAAGGACUGUGAGCCUAAAGAUGAGGGAGGAUACGUGGUGAUGAUUGGACCCAACAGAGCCAGUGUCAACCUCACUGUUGAGGCGGCUCGGUUCAUUAAGAACCUGUCUGACGUGGAGGGAGCUGAGAUGGACAGCGUGAAGCUGAUAUGCCACGUUUACAAACCCAGCGCUGACGUCCGCUGGUUCAAAGGAGACAAGGAGCUGCCGGAGGGAGGACGCUACGACCAGAUGGUGGACGGAAAGAGGAGGAUCCUCCUCAUCCAGAACCUGAAGAUGGACGAUGCUGGAGAGUACACCUGCAAGCUGAGUCCCAACAUCACCACCUCUGGAAACCUGAAGAUUAAUGAACUGGCUGCUGAGUUCAUCUCCAAGCCUCACAACCAGGAAGUGGUGGAGGGCGAACAGGCGGCAUUCACCUGUUUCAUCUCCAAGGAGAGCUGCCAGGUCAAAUGGAUGAAAGAUGAAAAGAAGCUGGAGGACGGAGACAAGUACCAGAUGAUCAGUGACGGGAAGAGACGAACGCUGGUCAUCAAGAACUGUGAGCCUAAAGAUGAGGGAGGAUACGUGAUGAUGAUCGGACCGAACGGAGCCAGUGUCAACCUCACUGUUGGUAAGAGAAGCAGCUGAUGAACCUUAACAACAUUUAGUCAUUGUGAGUGGAGAACAUCUGUACCAAUCAAACCUGCCG